GAAUUUAAUUAGCUACUCUUUUCCCCCAUUGGGAGUCGACAAUCAAGUUGAACUUCGCAUUCCGCUGAGGCAACGUGUGCGCCCUAAAUUUGAUAAGCGCCACUUUCAACCACACGCGAUCCGUUGGGAUGUACCCCGCCGAGCUGAUGGCGGUUUCAAACAGUCAUGCAUGGCAAAGGGUACAGAGCUUUAUAAGGAAGUUCCGCAAAGGCAAUGCUGAUUAUAGUGGAUUACGGAAUGAGUGACGAUGGAGGGUUUUCGUUGGAUAAUUCCGCUAAUUUUAGCAGUUAGUUUGGUGAAUUGUAGUGAUGAUCUACGGCAUAGACCGCCGGUCGCAAAACAUGGCAGCAGUCAUCCGCAUAGUGAUGAAGAGGCAUCCAGAAUAGCGAUGCAGAUCGAUGCACUGGAUGACGACGCGGAAGUGAAUCCGUGGGAGCUGAGUGGAUUGUUCGAAGGUGAUAUACUGUUAGAUUCGCAACAAGUACGAAAUGGGAUACUCAACGAGAGCGCUCGAUGGACUGAAGCUACCGUUCCGUACUACAUCGAUGAGGAGAACUUCACGGAUGAGGAGGAACUUGUGAUUCUAAAAUCUAUCAAGGAAUAUCACGACAAAACUUGCAUCAAGUUUCGUCCGUAUCGUAAAAAUGAUACCAACUGGGUGGUAUUUCGAUCCACCAGCAGUGGUUGCUGGUCCAACGUGGGUAUGCAAUCGGAAGGUCAGACUGUGAAUUUACAUUCUCCAGGUUGCGUUCGACAUGGAGUUGUGAUUCAUGAGCUACUGCAUGCAUUGGGAUUCUACCACCAGCAGAGUGCUACCGAUCGGGACGAAUACGUACGGAUUUUAUGGGAAAAUAUCGAGUCUGGCCAUGAGCAUAAUUUCAACAAAUACAAUGCAAGUGACCUCACCAGCUACGGAAUCGAGUACGAUUACGGUAGUGUCAUGCACUAUAGUGCGAAAGCAUUUUCUAAGAACCAAGAACCAACUAUGGAAGCUCUGCAACCGAAUGUUACGCUGGGACAGCGAAAAGGUCUCAGUGAUAAGGACAUUGCCAAGUUACAGCACAUGUACGAAAGUCGGUGUUUAAAGCGACGUGAGUCGGAAAAUUCGGAGCCGCCUGGAUUCGUUGAGCAGCUCAAUUCACUACUCGGUAUUCUUGGCAACAAUGCAAUCUUCUCGUCUUUAACUUAAACUAAAAUAAAGAUAUUCUCAGUGUUGAACAAACUCUACCGAGUGCGAAUUUUGACGAUCGAAGGUCAUUCCUAUCCUGUGCAAUCUGGUAUCUAAUCAAUCAACUUGGUGAAGGCUACGAUAUCGCAAUGUUUCUCACUAAUUAUAGAACCCUAGUCACUUUUCCAGCUACCGUAAUUGAUUAAAAAAUUACUUGCAAGUUCGCAUCGUGUGUCCAACUAGGUGUAAACUCGUGGCGAUAAUAAUUUUAAUCGGAGCCUAUUCUCGCCAACCGGACACCUGACAGUGAUUGCUGGCCAGCAUCCAAAAGCAAAUGGUAUCGUCCUGGUACCCAUGCAUCCAUCAUCGUUAUCAUUUAUGCAUGGUGGGAGAUUCAUUUCUUGUCAGUUCGCUUUUGUCCACAGCUCGUUAUGUCGUUCAAUGGUGAAAAGGGUCAUUGAUGCAAAUAUAUCUAUGUAUAUUUUAGAUGGUUUGAUCGGUCCGCUGUCCUAAUAAAAGCAUAAUGAAUUGAGUUCGGUAAUAAUAGAUGUAAAUCGACAAGGACGAAGAUCAGUUCGAGUUCGAAAAAUAAAUUUUAUGGAUGUUACAACCUCAUCACAAUACUGAACAUUGCAAUAAGCUUUCGAAUAACAUCUGAUUUCUCGUUUCGUGUUAUAGCAAAGAAAAAAGU
Molecule: messenger RNA, 1859 nt
Organism: Malaya genurostris
Lineage: Eukaryota; Metazoa; Arthropoda; Insecta; Diptera; Culicidae
Product: low choriolytic enzyme-like
Exons: 2
Coding region: 248-1189 (313 amino acids)
Biological process (GO): proteolysis
Molecular function (GO): metalloendopeptidase activity; zinc ion binding
Source: RefSeq, a predicted model, not a curated record